AUGGUCAAACUGAAAUUUCAAAUAGAGAGCUCAAGAGAAUCCUUGAGAAGACUGUUGGAAAAGCUAGAUGAUGCAUUUUGGGCUUAUAGAACAGCCUUCAAGACACCUAUUGGCAUGUCUCCAUACCAAUUGGUGUUUAGAAAUACCUGUCAUCUACCAGUGGAGCUUGAACAUAGAGCAUUUUGGGCUAUAAAGAUGUUAAACUUUGACAAUCAAGCUGCUGGAAAAAGAAGGCUACUACAACUAAAUAAGCUAGAAGAAUUCAGAACUCAAGCCUAUGACAAUGUCAAAAUCUACAAAGAGAAAGCAAAGAGAUGGCAUGAUCAAAAGCUAACAAGAAGAGAGUUUGUAGAAGGUCAAAAAGUGCUGCUAUACAAUUCAAGGCUCAAGUUCUUCCCAGGGAAGCUAAAGUCAAGAUGGUCUGGACCCUUCACAAUCCUUAAGGUUUCUCUCUAUGGGCAUGUAUAG
Molecule: messenger RNA, 468 nt
Organism: Arachis duranensis
Lineage: Eukaryota; Viridiplantae; Streptophyta; Magnoliopsida; Fabales; Fabaceae
Exons: 1
Coding region: 1-468 (155 amino acids)
Molecular function (GO): nucleic acid binding
Source: RefSeq, a predicted model, not a curated record